CGAAUAUUUAGUUGUCAAUUUUCAUUAUCAUGGCGGAAGACGAGGAUGGUGUUUCGAAUAAAAAAACUUCCCAAAAUUCGAAUAAUGCAGGCCCUUCUCAAGAAAACGAACAGACCGCCACGAAGCCAGACUUAGGGAUUGAAGAUGCGAAAUUCAAUAGUAAUGAAAAUGGCGAGGCAUCACCGCCAGAAGCUACAAGUUCGACAUCCAAAUCAACUGGCGCCACUCGGAAGGAAGAGAAUCCGUUUUCGUUCCGGCAUUUCUUGAAGCGUGAUUUAUCGUUACCGGGCAACUCCACAUAUGAAAACACAGGAGCCCGACCAAAAGUUUACGCUAACACUGUGCAACAUUCGCCGACUAAAAUCGAUGUCCACGCCGAUUCUAGACGCGAGAAAACCCAUCCGACCGACACGCAAACCAAAGAAACAAGUAACGAUGUUAACAGCCAUCGUGCAAGUGAUAAUACGUCUUCAAGUAGUUCUGUAGAGAUACCUUUUAGUGUAGUGGAUAAUUCUGAAUCUAAGCAUAAUUUGUACACAGACAAUUCCAAUGUGCCGUUUUAUCAUAGGCCAAAUUUGGCUUCUGAGCCACUGGGCAUGCCGUCACUACCAGAUUUUGUCCAAGAUCACAUAUUAGUGGAGCAGGCAUAUCUGAACUCUAAUGGUCCAAUAUCUGUUGAUAUGGAUAAUUUACCUGAUUUGUAUUUUAAUUUCAAUGCUGGUUCAUCAUCUUCACAAGGAAGAAGAAAUAAUAGUAAUUAUAGUGGUGGUAACCGAAGCUAUGACUAUGAAGCGUAUAUGGGUGCUGCAUCUACUUCCAAUGACAACUCUGGAGCAGCGGGGCGGAAUAUUCCUUUAGAUUUGCCGGCGGGGGCAGAGGCAGCCGGUCCGAUACCCCUAGACUUGCCAGCACACCUCAGUCUUGAUCUCACUGAAUCUGUGAAUCCUGCAGACAGGAGGAAUACAUCUCCAAGAAACACAUUUCCUUUAGACUUACCGCCGAAUGCAGGUGCCGAAUCAAUGCGACUGCCCGAUUUCCUGCCCGUGCAUCCUGGCCGGACGUCACCUGAGCCUGAGCAUCAAGAUGAACAGUUACAACAAAUAAUCGCGGAAUUAGAGAGGACAAGGUCGGAGUUAUUCUCCGAGCGUAGUAGGCGACAUAGAGCGGAGGCGGAUGCGGCCGCGGCUCGCGCGCAGUACGCCCGCGCCAGGGAACUGCGGCCCACGCCCGAGCAUGACGACCGUGAGAGAGGUGCAGAUGUGGAAUCUACUAUAUCCAAAUUAAGAAAGGAAAUCAAAAGGUUAAAGGAGGAAUUAGCGUCGUCUCAGGAACAAGUUCGUUCCCUACGCAGCAUGCAGGGGCUCGCGGCCUCAGACCUGCGACAGGCCACUACCAUCGCGGAGACGUCUCUCAGAGAACUAUUGUCCGGCCUGGAACAACUAAGGAACCUGAGUACUACCCUCGACCCGACAUGAUAGCUUCCGACAAAAGGCUAACUACUGGUAACCGAGCCUAUUGUACUACACUACACUACACACUCAAACACAAUCUACAGUGCGAACAAGACCUUGUGGAACUCAUAUGUGACAUUGACAGAAGGGCGCUGCUGGUGAAUAACUGGUGAAAUGAAGAUUACUUAGUACGUAAAAUGUCCUUGCUAAAGGGAACGUUAUAAUUCACGAAAUAAAAACCAUUUGCCACGAGUAGCUCUCUGAAUGUUACCCGAGAGAGCUACUGGGCAAAGUGAAAUAAAACUACAGGUGUUAAAUAAAAUACUGUAAAGGUUGAACGGUCUAUAUCUUUAAUGUCUCAUAAAUAAAUAUAACUAGCUUCCGAUAGGGGUCGCUGCCAUAGAUUCAAUUUGAUUGGUGUGCAUUGGGCCGCAAAAGGUAAAAAUUACAUAUUUGUUUCUUAGGCUUUCACGCCACCACUCGUUAAAGAAAACAAGUUUCAACGGUAUAGAUGCACUGAUUGAUUUAUUUAUUUAUUGAGGUUUUGCAUACUUUUCAGGAUGCGUUGUCUAAACGAAACGAAACGACGAAAAUAUAAAACUCAAAGGUGACUGACUGACUGACAUAGUGAUUUAUCAACGCACAGCCCAAAUCACUGGAC
Messenger RNA from Chilo suppressalis (striped riceborer), 2112 nucleotides. Lineage: Eukaryota; Metazoa; Arthropoda; Insecta; Lepidoptera; Crambidae. The record is from the annotation of a GenBank genome assembly.